UUUUUUUCUAAAUAAAACAAAUGAUCAGGGCGGUAAUCUUGUUAGGUGGUCCGAGUAGGAAAGCAAGUUACGGAGCAUAUGAAUAAGCAUCUCCAUUAUUUCCAGUUAGUGGGAUUGAAAUUAUUGGUCAUCUUUUGAAUGCAAUUCAGAAAAUGCCAAAUUUGAAGGAUUUUGUUCUUAUGGGCUAUUAUGAUAAGAAGUGUUUCUUACAAUUUUAAGAGAAAUACUAAAAAUUGUAUGGCAAACAUAUAUAUUACGUCUAAGAAUAGAGUGAAAUGGGAACAGCAGGUGGAUUAGCAUAAAAUUUAGAAGUAUUAUUUGAAGAAGUUGAGGGUAUUUUACACAAAUUAACUCUAAGAUCUUUUGGUAGUACAUUCAGAUAUUUGUUGCGAUUUGUAAGCCUAGAAAUUCUAUGAAUAUCAUAAGAGGUAAUUUAUAUUGGAUAUCAAAAUUAGUAAAUCUGGAAUUUGCAGUAUAAUGACGGUUAGAGUAUCCAAAGAAGAAUCGACUCGUUAUGGGUGUUUGAUUAAGGAUCCUAAUACAGAUUAAUUAAUACAUCAUGCGGAGAAACCAGAAUAAUAUAUUUCAAAUUUGGUAAAUUGUGGAGUGUACCUCUUUAAUUAAUCAUUCUAAACAACAAUCUUGAAUGUAAAAGCAAAAAAAGAAGCCAAUUUAAGUGAAGAACUUUAAGAUUAACCCUUUGUUAAGUAUAUAAAAAGAAGCACAGAUUUGGAUAAGUCUUACUUGUCAUUAGAGAAUGAUGUAUUAAAAUUGACAGAAAGAGAUAGAGUUUUCGUAUAUGAACAUACAGGAUUCUGGCAAUCAAUUAAAUCAACAACUGAUCUUCUAAAUGCAAAUAGACUUCUGCUCCAAUAUUAUAGGUAAAAUCCUUUCCUAUUCAAUAAUCCUGAGUUUGAAAUUAAUGGAGAGGGAGUAUUGAUUCAUAAGAGUGCUAAAAUUCAUCCCACUGCAAAAUUAGGCAGCAAUGUAGUUAUAGGUGCUGGUUGUGACAUUGGAGAGGGAGUUCGUAUAAAGAAUUCAAUUCUAUUAGAUGGUGUUGAAGUCAAGGUAAUUAUCAUUUCAAAUUAUAGAAUUUCUCAUUUAUUUCUAAUUCAAUAAUCUGCUACAAUACGAUUAUAGGAUAUUGGUGUAGAAUUGAAGGAGAGGUUUAAUUUUUAGGGCCAUGUGUGAUAGUGGACAAUGAAUUAUUUUUAAGGGAUGUUAUUUGUCUCCAAAAUUGCAGAGUGUCUGAAAGCAAAGAUGGAGGCUGUUUGAUGUGA
Paramecium octaurelia is the source of this 1280-nucleotide messenger RNA. The record is from the annotation of a GenBank genome assembly. NCBI's taxonomy places the organism in Eukaryota, Ciliophora, Oligohymenophorea, Peniculida, Parameciidae.